CAAAAUCAGCUCCUCCACAAUUUUCUCUAUCUCCUUUUCUUUCCCUCUUUUUCCAAAAAGCAAAAAGAAGAGCAAACAACUAAACCCAACAAACACCCAAAUCUCUCUGUCUAUCUGAAAUCAAAACUAACAACAAAAACAGCUUCUUCUUUUUUUCUCAUAACAAUCUCACUCAGAAUCAACAGAAAAAUUUGCAACAAAUCCAACCCAUUUCUAGAUAUUAUUGCAAGUAGAAUCUCCUUUCUUGAAUAAAAAUCCACCACCGCCUAUUUCUUGUCUUUUUGGGAUCCUUUAUUUCCUCUUCCACCGCCAACAUCAUCAUCAUCAUUUCCACCCUUUAAUUCACAGGUCCUACUGCUUCUGUUUCCUUCUUUUUCUCUCUCUCUCUCUCUCUCUCUCUUGAUAACAUCUUAGUUCUUGAUUUUGUAAAAAGAUUCCGUCUUUUUUUUAUCAUCUCCGGCUAGGUCAAGAUUGUUUUAUUAUAAUCUUGAUCUUCCAUACCCAAAAAAACCCCUUUCAUUGUAAUACUUUAAUUUUCUUUUUGAAACCAUCAAGAUUUUUAAUUUGAUUGUUCUGUAAGUUGGUUGAUGGCAGAAUUUGAAAGUAAUAUGGAAUUCAAUGGAAAAUCAAAACCCAGUACCAUGGCCUCCUCUUUGUUUAAUCGUUCUCUCACAAUUCACUCAACAAAAUCAUCCCCUAAAGAUUAUGUUCAAUCCCCUUCAAGAUUUUACAAUUCCAUUGAAUCCAUGAAAGGUAAGGUUAAAAAGCUUUGCAAUAUCUUUGAAUCUUCGAGAACCCCCAAAUCGAUUCUCAAUGAAUCACUGCUAGCUCAAGCAAAGAAGCUUAAGUCUGUGAAAUCUAUGGGGCCUGAAUAUAAUAGAUACAAUUAUGGGUUCAAUAAUAGUGGAAUUCGGUUACCUGGUACAGAAGAUAGAAUUGUUGUUUAUCUCACUAGUUUGCGUGGGAUUCGAAGGACUUAUGAGGAUUGUUAUGCUGUUAGAAUGAUAUUUAGAGGUUUUAGGGUGUGUGUUGAUGAAAGGGAUAUAUCUAUGGAUUCAGCUUAUAAGAAGGAAUUGCAAAGUGUGUUGGGAGAGAAAAAUGCGAGCUUACCACAGGUCUUUAUUAGGGGGAACCAUGUUGGUGGUGCUGAGGUGAUUAAACUAAUGUUCGAGACGGGUGAAUUAGCCAAGGUUCUUGAUGGGUUUCCAAGAAGAGAGCCUGGUUUUGUUUGUGACCGGUGUGGGGAUGUGAGGUUUGUUCCAUGUGGAAAUUGUAGUGGCAGUAGGAAGGUGUUUGAUGAAGAUGAAGGGGUGCUCAAGAGAUGCUUGGAAUGCAAUGAGAACGGUUUGAUUCGGUGCAUAGAUUGCUGUUUGUAAUCUCACUUUUGCUUAUGCAUGAUUUGGUGCGUGUAUUUAGAUGUUUCUUGAUGUAUGUAUGAAUGUGGAUAAUGUAUUAAGGUUUGAGUUCAAAAUGCUCUUUGGAUUCAUGGGCAUGGCUUUUUCUCUUUCUCAUUUUCUUGUUGUAGGAUCAUCGGUUUGGGGAUCGAUGAUUGUUGUUCUCCGAAGAGUCUCAUGAGAAAUAAUAGUCUAUGAUAUCAAAACACCAAAUUGGGUUCGGUGUUUUGCUGAUAUUUUAUACAAAGGAGAGUGUUUCUCCUUUAUGGCAAUGUAAAUAUUUAGUACUAAUGUAAUGGAAAAUCAAAAAGAUUGUCAAUGUGCAAAUGAUUGGAUUGCUGAUGA
Molecule: messenger RNA, 1739 nt
Organism: Ricinus communis (castor bean)
Lineage: Eukaryota; Viridiplantae; Streptophyta; Magnoliopsida; Malpighiales; Euphorbiaceae
Exons: 1
Coding region: 588-1376 (262 amino acids)
Source: RefSeq, a predicted model, not a curated record